Messenger RNA from Penicillium concentricum, 846 nucleotides. RefSeq lists its product as uncharacterized. Gene Ontology annotation, biological process: telomere maintenance; DNA repair. The coding region runs from base 1 to 846 and encodes 281 amino acids. NCBI's taxonomy places the organism in Eukaryota, Fungi, Ascomycota, Eurotiomycetes, Eurotiales, Aspergillaceae. The record is from RefSeq and is a predicted model, not a curated record. Gene Ontology annotation, molecular function: DNA helicase activity. The transcript has 2 exons.
AUGGAUCUCAUCCGUCGCAAAAAAGAGGUGAUCCUCAUGGCUCCGACUGGCGCCGCGGCAGACAAUAUCGGCGGCAACACGUUUCACACAUCUCUUGGGAUUUCUAUUACUCGCUCUACAGGACAUUCGAUGGCUGCUCGUGUGCGAAAACUCUGGUCCCGUAAAACGAUUGUGAUCAUCGAUGAAGUCAGCAUGAUGGAUCUCAGCAUGCUUAGUGUGAUCAACAACCACUGCAAAAUGGCGAGAUCCCUCGAUAGGGGUUCUCCCGACCCCUUCGGUGCUUUGCCCAUUGUCAUCCUCAUGGAGGACGAAGAGGGCUGGCUCAUAUGGCAUCAGUUCAGAAAUGUGAUCAUCCUAGACGAGCAGAUGCGGCAGUCCGGGGAUCCAUCAUUUCGGGGCCUUCUACAUCGAGCGAGGACGUCAACGUUGACAGAAGAGGACCUGGACUUGCUUAACUCCUGCGUCAUCACUUCCUUGGUGGACCCCCAGCUACACAGUGCGACAAUGCUGGUGAAGCUGAAUUCUCUGCGACAUCAGGUGAAUCGUAUUCGAAUGGAACACUUUGCCAAGUCUUGCUGUCAAAAAAUCUAUGCCUUCCCUGCUCAAUACACACGAACCAAGUCCACUGGUCCCACCAACCUUCGCUUGCGUGUCGACGACUUGCCCCAGCAACCAGAUCACGGUACCAGGAUCCCAUUCCCCGGAAUGUUUCUCUACACUCCUAACAUGCCUUCUGUCAUAUUGACAAAUGUUUGUACCCGGUUAGGACAGGUCAAUGGGGCGACUGGAACCGCUAUCGGUGUGGUGGUUGACCCAGUGGGCGGGUUAAUCCUCCCUUGCGUCUAA